Molecule: messenger RNA, 364 nt
Organism: Bipolaris maydis ATCC 48331
Lineage: Eukaryota; Fungi; Ascomycota; Dothideomycetes; Pleosporales; Pleosporaceae
Source: RefSeq, a predicted model, not a curated record
AUGGUUAAGGCAGGAUUUGAGGCUACGCCGUCAAAUUAUAGUCUUAGUUAUAAUAAUAAUUGCAGUUAUAAUGAUUUAUCUGAUAACAAUAACUAUAAAGAAUAUAUAAAAAUACUAGUUAUUAAAUUAUCUAACCUUAAAUCUAAUUAUAAUAUGUUGGUUGAGGUUGCUAAAGUAGUAGGUGGAACUGUUAAGAUUACCGGUAAAAAGGCGGAUGUUAUUUGAGUUGUAAAUAAAAAGGAAGAAAUUAUUGAAAUAAUAAAAAUUUUUGAUACUUAUCCUCCUUUAACUUCAAAAAAAAUCUGUCAACUUGCAUUCUUAAAAACAUGUUUAACUGAAACUUCGGUAGAAAAAUACUUAUCCA